AUGUAUUUAGGGGACGGACAAAAUAACCGGAAGUACAUCAUCCAAACUCGCGUCGUUAGCAUUCUGCCUAAGUAGUCAUUUAUCCAAAAUGUCUUCUAAACUAAACGCUUUAACCAGCGAUUCUUACACUGAGAUUAGUCAAUAUAGAGAUCAACACUUUAAGGGUAAUCGUUAUGAACAGGAGAAGCUGCUAAAGCACAGUAACACUCUGUAUGUUGGGAACCUCUCCUUUUACACAACGGAAGAGCAGGUGCACGAGUUGUUUGCUAAAUGUGGAGACGUGAAGCGUAUCAUCAUCGGCCUGGAUAAAAUCAAGAAGACUGCCUGCGGAUUCUGUUUUGUUGAAUACUACACACGAGGAGACGCAGAGAACGCCAUGCGCUUCGUUAACGGUACCCGGCUGGAUGACCGGAUCAUCAGGACAGACUGGGACGCAGGCUUCAAGGAGGGCAGGCAGUACGGGCGUGGCAAAUCUGGAGGACAGGUGAGAGAUGAGUACAGGCAAGACUAUGACCCAGCCAGAGGCGGCUAUGGUAAACUGGCCCAGCAGCACCGAUCAACAGAAGCACGCAACUCUUUUUAAACCUCAGUCCACCACCAGCCUGCGUGAAUUGCAUGGAACAUUUGUCCUGAAUGAGAAUAUUUAUCUAACAAGCAGGAACAUUCUACCUGAGGCAUAAGAAAGGAAAACACAAUGGCAUCUUGGACAGGAAGUCUAGAGCUGGGAAAGGCAGCUGUAAAAACCUGUGAGAGGAACAAAAACAACUAUUUUGGCUACCAUUCUCAUCUAGUCUAACAUUUUUCUGUUAGCAUAGCUCACAAGUUUUUGAAAAUGUAGAAAGAGAUGAAACAUAUGGACAAAGAUUCUGGCAAGUCUCUGUGUAAUGAAAAGAGAACAUGUUUUUCUUCUCUGCUAAAUUAUGUCAUAAAUUGUUUACCUUUUGUUUUCCAAAUAAAGCGUCUUUUUACAUAAAAAGU
This is a messenger RNA of Nothobranchius furzeri (turquoise killifish), 978 nucleotides long. The record is from RefSeq and is a predicted model, not a curated record. Lineage: Eukaryota; Metazoa; Chordata; Actinopteri; Cyprinodontiformes; Nothobranchiidae.